GAUGGCAGGCGAACCGUGACCACGUAUACAACAGCGACAAUAAUGAGUGUACAUCCCAUGUAUAGGCAGGCGUGAUGUGUUUGGGACACAUGAGGAUUGGAUUAGUACGUCUUUCACGCGAAUGACUAUAUACCUCAAAAGGUCCGAUUUAAUCUUAAAUCCGGAUAAUUCCACGUAAAUGGCUCAAGCUGAGUUAUCUUACAUAAAGUUAGAUGAGAACACGUAUCGGUUGCAAUAUUCAGAUGUCAAGCAGAUUGUAGUUUAGAUGAUUAUAGCGGAUGCAAUUUGAUUAUUCGAAGAUUUGGAGCUGAUCAAAAUAGCAGUAUCGGCCAUCAUGGCGAAUGAUUUAUCAAGAUCAUUUAAUGGAACCUGGCAGCCUACAUCAACACGACCUGACAGCGUGACACCGACCAGGGAAUAUGUCACAGAGAUCAAUGAGCAGAUGCCUAACAGUGACUUUGCCUCCGACCUUGCUCAGUUCUACCCUCACGCUAGCGACGCCGACAAACAGCGCUGCUUGGAGCUCCUCGCGUCCAUGACCAUCACCGAUCGGAUGACACACCGUGUUGCCAGGGAAACGGAGAAGAAGAAGAUACUUCAGAGACCAAAAACAGCUAUCGGAUCGUACGGACGACCUGGUACACCGGGGGCAAGGGUAAAAAAGACGAUGACGUCAUACCGGAACGACUAUCCCGUGAAACCAUUCACUCAUCAUCAAAAUGCAAGACCGAGCACAACAAACACCGCGUAUCGGAAGUCAUUUGACCCCAGCGGACCAGUAGGAAUGACCCACUAUAACGAUGUCCAUGGCGACAAGGGGUACAACAAGGCGGAACCCUACCACAGGACCGGAUCUUCAUCGGGAGCGAGGAAGAACAACCCUCAUCCAUUCGAGUCUUUCAUGGUUUGGAAGUUGCCAAAGAACGCCCUCAACGACCAUGACCAGCUCUAUCCUCACCCCCUCACCGAUCAGAUGAUGGAGGAGAUUAUGAGGGAUAAGUGUCUCUCUACCUAUCAGACGGACUAUCUCGGGAUACCUCAGGGUUACCAGGUACGGACCGCUAUGGAAGACUAUGUAGACUGGAGAGAGAAGGUCCCAUACAGCCACGAGUCUACUACCAGAGCCAUAUACCAGGCACCUAGACAACAUAAAGAUCUCACUAACAAUAUAUCCCGCUUCGGCUGCAAUAGGAACAUCAAUAGACCAUCAACAGGCAUAGUUCCCAAUACUAGUACCGCUCGUCACGAGAUGCAUCUACGUAAAGCAACGAGCUAUGAUCACUUCUACAACAAGCCAUUCAAACCAGGCACAGAACAACUCAGCAAAGCACUAGCUAAAGGAAAACUUGAUGAGUUCUUACGACUUGCUGAUGAAAAAGAUCGUGAUGCUGUACAAUCAAUCGUUCGCAAGCUCAAGAAGCAACCCGAGCCGACCAAGGAAUCCGAAGAGGCUGAAGCUCUCCGCCUAUCUGGUAUGUCACCUACCCGACCGGUAACCGCGAAACCUAUAACUAAAUUUAGUUGGAGAUCAUCUUGGACCGGGCCGCUAUAAAUUCAUAUGAGAAAAUAAAAUCACACCAUUUGGAGUGGAAUCUUUGCUGAAAGAUUUAUUCAAUCACUACUUAGGAGUGGAUUUUACUAUGUAUUGGAGUGGAUUCAAGUCCAAAGAGACUAAAAGAGUGAUCCAUCAAUGACUGUUCAACAUCUCUGCAUCAAGAGAGAACACGUGUGAAAUCACAGGGUAUAUUGUGUGACCCACUGGAAACGGCUGACUUUAUACCCUUGAUAAUCUCGUUUGUCAUUAACACAAAUAAUAGAGGGUAUUAAAGUAUUAUCAAUAAAAACUUUACUUUCGAAAGAGAGACAUGGAGAAA
Molecule: messenger RNA, 1874 nt
Organism: Strongylocentrotus purpuratus (purple sea urchin)
Lineage: Eukaryota; Metazoa; Echinodermata; Echinoidea; Camarodonta; Strongylocentrotidae
Product: testis-expressed protein 26
Exons: 8
Coding region: 335-1552 (405 amino acids)
Cellular component (GO): cytoplasm
Source: RefSeq, a predicted model, not a curated record